Messenger RNA from Dipodomys spectabilis (banner-tailed kangaroo rat), 4413 nucleotides. It is a transcript of the gene Sel1l3, whose product is annotated as SEL1L family member 3. The transcript has 24 exons. The record is from RefSeq and is a predicted model, not a curated record. Lineage: Eukaryota; Metazoa; Chordata; Mammalia; Rodentia; Heteromyidae. The coding region runs from base 1 to 3411 and encodes 1136 amino acids. Gene Ontology annotation, molecular function: protein binding.
AUGCAGCGGCGCGGCGCGGGGCUCGGGUGGCUCCGGUGGCCGCGGCGGCAGCAGCAGCAGCACCAACCCCCGCCGGCCGCUCUGGGUCCCCGGGCCGCAGCGAUGGUUCCCCGGGGCGCCCGGGUCCCCCCGGGGCUCGGCGGUCACCCUGCCGGCGCACUGCUCCUGCUCUGCUACCUGAAUGUUGUUCCAUCUUUGGGUAGGCAGACUUCCCUGACUACCUGGGUGAUGCCCAAAGCCGAGCAGAGCACGACUUACAAAGACUUUAUUUCUUUUACUGCCUUUGAAGGAAGCGUGCGCAACGUGUCUGAGGUCUCGGUGGAAUAUUUAUGCUCGCAGCCUUGCGUUGUCCAUCUGGAAGCCGUGGUUUCCUCCGAGUUCAGAAGUAGCAUCCCCGUGUACAAAAAACGGUGGAAGAACGAGAAGCAUCUUCACACCAGCAGGACACAGAUAGUGCGCGUGAAAUUUCCAAGCAUUAUGGUGUACAGAGAUGACUACUUCAUCCGGAACUCCAUUUCUGUCUCCGCGGUGAUACUACGGGGCUGGAUUACGCACCAACACCACGGUGGAGACUUGAAUGUUAAAUGGGAGGAACACUUGCUCCAUGCAGUGGCCAAGAAUUACACGCUGCUGCAUUCCAUCCCCCCUUUCCAGCGCCCCUUUAAAGACCACCAGGUGUGCCUGGAGUGGAACAUGGGCUAUCUUUGGAACCUUUGGGUGAACAGGAUUCCCCAGUGUCCUGUGGAGAAUGAUGAGGCUACCCUCCUUGCCUUUCCCUAUGCCUCCAGUGGAGAAAACACAGGCAUCGUGAAGAAGCUUCUGAGGUUUCAGAACCGAGAGCUGGAGGCCACCCGAUGCCAGCGGACAGACUACCCCGUGUUUACUGUUUCGUUGUGGCUUUAUUUACUCCAUUAUUGCAAGGCCAAUCUCUGUGGGAUUCUGUACUUUGUGGAUGCUGAUGAGAUGUAUGGCACUCCUUCCAUAUUCCUUACUGAAGAGGGUUAUUUGCAUAUUCAGAUGCACCUUGUCAAAGGAGAAGACCUGGCUGUCAAAACCAAAUUCACCUUACCUCUGAAGGAGUGGUUUCUCCUGGACAUAUCUUUCCAUGGAGGCCAGAUAAUGGUGACCACCAGCUUUGGCCAGGACUUGAAAAGCCAUCAUAAUCAGACCAUUAGCUUCCGGGAGGAUUUCCAUUACAAUGACACAGCUGGAUACUUCAUUAUUGGCGGGAGCAGGUAUGUGGCUGGUAUCCAAGGUUUUUUUGGACCUCUGAAGUACUAUCGCCUUCGAAGUCUCCAGCCUGAUCAGAUCCAUAAUCCCUUCCUCCAGAAGCAGCUAGCUGAACAAGUCAAGUUGUAUUAUGAACGAUGUGCUGAGGUGCAAGAAAUAAUAUCUGUGUAUACUUCAACAGCACAGGUGGGGCGAGAGAGGCAAGAAGCAUGUGGCCUCCACAACUCCUACCUGGACCUGUGGCGCAGGUAUGGGAGACCCUCGAUGUGCACCACUUUCCCCUGGGAGAAGGAGCUGAGAGGCAAACACCCCGGCCUGUUCCAGGUGUUGCUGGAGAUGGAAGUGCCGAGGAGCCAAAAUGAAUCUGUAUUAGAAAUCGGUGGGAAGAUAUUUGAGCAGGCUGUAAAGAGACUCUCCAGCGUGGACGGGCUUCACCAAAUUAGCUCGGUCGUCCCCUUCCUGAUGGAUUCCAGCUGCUGUGGAUACCAUAAAGCAUCCUACUAUCUCGCCGUCUUCUAUGAAACCGGAUUAAAUGUACCCCGAGACCCGCUGCAGGGCAUGUUAUAUAGUUUGGUUGGCGGCCAGGGCAGCGAGAGACUAUCUUCAAUGAAUCUUGGAUAUAAACACUACCAGGGGGUUGACAACUAUCCUCUAGAUUGGGAACUCUCCUAUGCCUACUACAGCAACAUCGCCACAAAGACCCCGCUUGACCAACACACACUGCAGGGAGACCAGGCCUAUGUGGAAACCAUCAGAUUAAAAGACGAUGAAGUACUCAAGGUGCAAACCAGAGAAGAUGGCGAUGUCUUUAUGUGGUUGAAACAUGAAGCCACCCGAGGCAACGCAGCAGCCCAGCAACGAUUAGCCCAGAUGCUAUUCUGGGGGCAACAAGGUGUGGCCAAGAACCCGGAAGCAGCCAUCGAGUGGUACGCCAAGGGGGCUCUGGAGACAGAGGAUCCUGCAUUAAUAUACGACUACGCCAUUGUGUUAUUCAAGGGUCAAGGAGUACAAAAGAACAGACGGCUUGCCUUAGAGCUGAUGAAGAAAGCAGCCUCCAAGGGGUUGCACCAGGCAGUCAAUGGCCUGGGAUGGUAUUACCACAAAUUCAAGAAAAAUUAUGCCAGAGCAGCAAAGUACUGGUUAAAAGCAGAAGAAAUGGGGAACCCUGAUGCAUCCUACAAUCUGGGGGUCCUAUAUUUAGACGGCAUUUUCCCAGGAGUUCCUGGAAGGAAUCUGACCUUAGCCGGGGAAUAUUUCCACAAGGCUGCCCAGGGGGGACACAUCGAGGGGACCCUGUGGUGUUCCCUCUACUUCAUCACUGGCAACCUGGAGACCUUCCCUAGAGAUCCGGAGAAAGCUGUCGUAUGGGCAAAGCACGUAGCUGAGAAAAAUGGCUACUUGGGCCACGUCAUUCGCAAAGGCCUUAACGCCUACCUGGAGGGAUCCUGGCAUGAAGCUUUACUGUACUAUGUGUUAGCAGCAGAAACUGGCAUUGAAAUAUCACAGACGAAUUUAGCCCACAUCUGUGAGGAGAGGCCGGACCUGGCUGGGAGAUACUUGGGUGUGAAUUGUGUCUGGAGAUACUAUAACUUCUCUGUGUUUCAGAUCGAUGCGCCUUCAUUUGCAUAUUUGAAAAUGGGAGACCUCUACUAUUAUGGCCACCCAAACCAGACCCAAGACUUGGAGCUGUCUGUGCAGAUGUACGCCCAAGCAGCCCUGGAUGGAGACUCCCAGGGAUUUUUUAACCUGGCCCUGCUAAUUGAGGAAGGUGCUAUAAUCCCACACCACAUUUUGGAUUUCUUGGAAAUUGACCCAACACUCCAUUCUAAUAAUGUCUCCAUUCUCCGAGAGCUGUACGAAAGGUGCUGGAGCCACAGCAAUGAGGAAUCCCUCAGCCCCUGUACCCUGGCCUGGCUUUACCUGCACUUGAGGCUUAUCUGGAGUGCCAUCCUGCACUCUGCCCUAAUCUACUUUUUGGGAACCUUCCUGCUGUCUGCGUUGAUUGCCUGGAUUGUGCACCAUUUCCAGUCUGUCUCUGCAGCCACUGGAUCCCCUCCAGCACCAGCCUGGGCCUCACCAGAGUCCACCAUGCCCACAGCAAAUCCAGCUGUGCCUCCAGCUGCAGAUAUCUCUAACCAGGACCAGCCCUCAAUCACUAACAACCCUGAGCCACACGGGUGAACUGUGUAUCCAGAUCUAUCUCCCCGGCCAAGAGAAAAACCUUUAUAACAGCUGGUACUGAAAGGCUGGGAGCUAGGGCAUUAUACUGACCAACACCUUAAAAGUCUUGUCAGCUGGAUACAGAUUUUUGCACUUGGUGUCUUGUUCUUUUCUUUUCUUCACUUUUAAUCAAAUUACAAGGAUGUUCCCAGAACAGACAGUUACCAGAGGUUAUCAAGAUCCAAGGAAUAUCUUGAUCAGAGAAGGAUCUGUAUAACCGGAUCAUCAUACACUUGUUCCUGGUGAUUGAUUGGGAGUCAGAGUUUGCCCUGUGUUACAGCAGGAUGCUUACACACAAGGAAGUGUCUUCAUCCUUUGUAUAUUCCCUUUUAUCAGAGAACAGAAAAUCCCAUAAUGUUUCCUUCCCAGUAUUUGCCAUAGCCCACUUGACAGAUUGCUCCUUGAUUUCCAAACACAAUAGUUAGAAGGCAUCUAGGAAUGAAUCGUGUGUGGCUAGAAAUACAAGGAAGGCGAUGGUUUUGUAAAUUGGUUUACAUUUUUUCCCCUUGAAUUUUUCUAAGGUCAUAGUGCUUUCAAAUCAUCGGAGGACAUUGUUUUAUGUUUCUAUUGCAGUCCCUAAAAGUAACAUCUAGCAAAUCCUUAGUAUUUAAGUGUAGUCCUUCUCCAUGAAUUACCCAUGAGGAUAGACUGGCGGCAAUGCAAUAUGCAGAAAACAAGCCUUUAGCUCAUAGAUUCAUUCCAGCCCCUCUAUGCCUGCCUGAGUCUGUAUAGGAGUGUGUGUGUGUGUGUGUGUGUGUGUGUGUGUGUGCGCGCGCGCGCGCGCGUGUGCGUGCAUGAGCAUGCACAUGUGUGUGUCGGUAUGUAUAUGUGUGUGCGCAUGCGUGUGUCAGAGGACAAGCAAGGGCAGAAUGUCUGACUACGGUAUGCUGCUAAGGUAGUAAAUAAAUCAGUAAUGCAAUAUUGUGGGUCCAAACUACUCUUUGCACUACUUUAUUUACAGUA